CAACCGGAACCCUUGCACAUCCCUAUUAGACAUGAGCAACAUCUGAAACAAAUGUACUUGCGAAACAAAAUACAAAAAAACCCGCAUGAUAAUUACUUUAGUUGAGCGACAUGAGCGAUCCCGAGAAUGAGUCGAAGAGCAAUAAGCGCGGCCCCAAGCACAUGCGGUUGCGCUACUAUACGUCCUAUGAGGAGGCGAUGAUUGUGAAAUUGUGGCGCGAGCAUUUGCCCGAAAUAACUUCCUACACGGAGAAUCUGGUAAUAUUUCGGGAGAUCGCCUUUGGAUUACAGCAGCAUCGCAUAAGGUUGAACAAGCAGGAAGUGCGACGACGUAUUAGCAGCUACCGCAACAAGUAUUUAGUCGAGCGCAGUCGCUAUGAGAGCGAUCCACAGUAUAAAUCAGAUUGGCGUUUAUACCAGCUCGUCGACUGCCUUUUCCAGCCAGCAGCAGCGGCAGGUACCACGCCCCCCAUUACUACGGAGCGCAAAUUGAUUGAGGAUUUGGAAGAGAAAAUACGCAGGGAAGUUCCUAAUUUACCUCGCUUCAAUCGUCACGAUUGCCGCACAAUGAAGUUCGAAAUGGAUCCGAACAGCUGCCCCUUCUAUGAAGAUCAAGCGACAGCGCCACAGGUGAAGGCGGAGCUGCACCAAAUGCUGGACUCGCCCAAGCAACAAAUAAAGACUGAACUGAAGGCCGAAAUGGAGCACCUGCAGCCAGCGCAGUCCAUACCAACGGAGAAACGUUCACCUCUAAUGCCCGCCAAUCGCACGCUGGAACCGCAAUCGCAGUCACAGCCAUCGCCCGUUUCGGAGUUUAGCCAACCCUCGGUGCGUCGUUUGCGUCGUCGUAGUAUAAUGCCCCGCACUGGUCAAAUAACUUUGGCCCAGAUCGAGAGAUUGCGCAAAGAGAACGAGAUACUGGCCGAGCAGCGGGAUGCCCAUUUGGCGGAUUUGGCGUUGAAGGAACGCGAAUAUCAACAGCUGGAGCAAACAUUCGACUUCUGGCUGCAUCAGCAGGAGACGUGGAUGGCCUACCUGGACACGCGUGGUAUUAAAUGAAUCUUAAAGUUGUCCUUGUUGACAACAAACUAUGUUUGAGUUUAAGUAAUGAAGUGUAUUUAGCUUUAAUUAUGUAUUUUUAAUUUUGAUCUCCGAUUCUCCACUCGGAUUUUCCUCUAUGAGUCAGCUGAUUAAGGAAAAAAAGUUGGCAAAUUUAUAAUUCAGGAGUUACGGAAAUCAUAUGAGUUAUAAAUAUUUUAAUUUUUGCAAUAAAAUUAGGAAUCUAUGGAUAUUAUGUGAAUUAUAAA
Drosophila mojavensis is the source of this 1306-nucleotide messenger RNA. RefSeq lists its product as uncharacterized. The transcript has 2 exons. The record is from RefSeq and is a predicted model, not a curated record. Lineage: Eukaryota; Metazoa; Arthropoda; Insecta; Diptera; Drosophilidae. Gene Ontology annotation, cellular component: nuclear body. Bases 111 to 1058 code for a protein of 315 amino acids. Gene Ontology annotation, biological process: positive regulation of DNA-templated transcription.